ACAAAUACUAAAAAAAAAGCUAGCCAGGUGUUGCAUGGCCUGCAGCCAGGCUGAUUUGGCUACUUGCAAUGCUUCGGAAUCUGAAGGUUGCAGGCAGUUGUCCCAAGGCUAAAAGACACAGGUGCCAAUGGCAGCACCCACUGCAUGUCACUGUUUUUCCUUGGUUGACACCUGGAGUCCUUCUCAGAGCACCUCAGCCCUAACCUAACCCUGCCUGUGUCUGUUUUGGGGUGAUCUCCGUGGACAAAAAUGUUGAUGAUAUGAUUGUACAAUCAGUAGUGUAGCACCUCAGACUUUUGGGAGGGUGAAUAUGUGUCAUCAGCAGCACAGAUUUGGACAUAUCCUGGUCAGAUUGAUUCCUCUUAAACAUCUGUUGCUGCUCCCCAGCUCUCACAGGGAGGACAAAGUAUUAUUAUUACUCACAUCUUGCUAAUCUGACCACUCCAGGUCAGGGUCACUGGAAAGAGGUAAGGGAGAUGGAGACCUCUGAAUGAGUCACCCUUUUUUGCCCUGCCCUCUCCUUCCAUGAUAAAAGCCCUGCAGCAACAAACACCUGGGUCACAAGCCUUCACAAUGUGGCCCUACUUUGGCAUACAUGCUGUUCUUCUAAUGACUGCUACCUUGAGUCCAUUGACUGCCACAGCAUGGAGUGAAAAAGAUAUCACUGAAGAUGUGUACCCCCCCCUGUGGGACCUUGCCCAUGAAAGCCUGCUGGAUUUCCCAGUAAAGGACAACAAAAUUGUCAUCAAUGCUUGGAACUAUCAAGAACGACUGGGAAUGUAUAAGAUCUUGCUAAAGUCUUCAGCUAAAUAUUUUACAGCCUUUGGAUCCCAAAAUUUUGGCAAUAUUCUCUGGGGAUUACCACUGCAGCACGGGUGGCAAUUUCGUACAGACAGAUUAGCAGAUCCUUCUCAUGUGACUCCCUGUGGCUAUGAAGAUGGAGACCUCUUGUGCAUAUCUGUAAGAAGCUGGUGGUCCUGUAUGAAUUACUACCUGGCUGUCAUACCUUUUCUAGGAGCAGUGGAGGCUGGCCUCUUUGGGCAGCUGCAAUACCAGAUAGAAAUAUUGCCACCAGAGGAGGGAGAAGCUGAUUUCUGUUACAGCACUGCUGACUGCUGGUCUCGCAAUCCUAAGCUCAUGGAUGAGUGGAAGGCCUAUUUUGAAUACCUGUUGUCUACAGAACACAAAGCCAUGAGCCCUGCAGUCUUCUCGUCCUUCGAAAUGGAUGAAGCCCUUGGUCUCCUGUGGAGGGCGCACGUCAGGUCCAUUGCUUACGCACUGCCCAAGUUCCAGGACAGAUUAAAAUACUUCUCUGAUCCUGAAGCAAAUUUUGGUGUAGACUGGGCUAAUGCUGUAGAUUUCAUUGCAGCCACACACUUCUCUACAGAUUUACAGAACACAAACCACUUCCAGGCUUUCCUGCCCCCAAGGAUGCUCGUUGAAGGGGAUGUCCCCCCAGACAUUAGUGAUUUCAGUCCGCAGCAAAAUACAGUCCUGUUUUCACUGAGAGCUCUUCACAAAGCAAAUCGAUUAACAGGAGGACUGCUGCUGAAGCUCUGGAGAAAGGUUAUGUCUACUGAAGAAGGAAGAAAAAUAGGCCGAAAACUGAUUGAGGACUUGAUUUCAAGCUAGAAGUUUGAUCCAAUGGGGAUAUAUAAUGAUUCAAAAGGGGCAGAUUUGACAGUACUCAGUUUCUGGAGAAAAAGCAGUUCCAACAUCUAUUGAUUUAAGCUUCUAGCAGAUAUGUGUCUGGUAAUCUUGGUAAUUUCUUACAGCAGGAUUUCCUGAAUAGCCAUGUGUGCAUCUCUCACAUAUUGAAUCAAUAUAUUUAUCCCUAAUUUUCCAAAUUAUCUCAUUUGUUUAACUCAUUUCCUUAUAAAUAAAAUGCCCCACAGAAAAUCUUACUUUAUUCCUUUUUUGGACUUCAUAAGUAGGGUAUAAUUAUUGGAAACAAAAUUAAA
Apus apus (common swift) is the source of this 1961-nucleotide messenger RNA. It is a transcript of the gene C3H6orf58, whose product is annotated as chromosome 3 C6orf58 homolog. Bases 526 to 1632 code for a protein of 368 amino acids. The record is from RefSeq and is a predicted model, not a curated record. The transcript has 6 exons. NCBI's taxonomy places the organism in Eukaryota, Metazoa, Chordata, Aves, Apodiformes, Apodidae.